Lactuca virosa is the source of this 1916-nucleotide messenger RNA. The record is from the annotation of a GenBank genome assembly. NCBI's taxonomy places the organism in Eukaryota, Viridiplantae, Streptophyta, Magnoliopsida, Asterales, Asteraceae.
GUUAAUAGCAAAUGGGCUAACCUCAAAAUUUUCAUAAUUUCAUUGCUAUUUGCCUCACGCAACAAUAACAUCGCUUGGAUUUAAAGAGAAGAAAACCCCAAGAACACAAGCGAAAGUUGACCAUUUCGGCUUCAAAUCGAAGAAAAACACCCAACUCUCCUUCUGGUUUCAUCUAUAAUUUCACGAACAAGUUCAAAAGAAUCCCAAAAACAAAGACCAGUAAAAGAAUGGCUUGUGUAGAUUUCAAAGAACUUCAAGAGAAAUUAUCUACUCAGUUUAGACCAUGGCAACGAUCCUUCCAAUUCUGGGCCAGGGCUGCUGAUAUCUAUGCUGGUUAUAAGGUGUUUCAAGUUAGGGUUAGUUUUGAAAAAGAUGUUGAAAAGGCAGAGGUAAUGUGGGAGAGACAUCAUGAACAUGCUGCUGACAAACUUUAUUCCAUGUGCUAUGAUAUGGGUGGAUUCUUUCUCAAGGUUGCUCAAGUUGUUGGGAAGCCUGAUUUGGCUCCAGCUGCAUGGGUGAGGAAGCUAGUGACUUUGUGUGAUCAAGCUCCUAAAACCCCAUCUAAUGUGGUGAGGCUUCUUCUUGAGAAGGAGUUGGGUAAAAGCAUUGAAGAGAUGUUUGAAAGAUUUGAAUGGGAUCCUAUUGGCUCUGCUUCAAUUGCACAGGUUCAUCGAGCUAGGCUGAAAGGUGAUAAGAAAGAUGUUGUUGUGAAGGUACAACAUCCUGGUGUUCAAGAUUUAAUGAUGACUGAUCUUCGAAAUUUACAAGCUUUGGCUUUAUGCUUACAAAAGACGGAUCUCAAAUUUGACUUGUUCUCUGUGUGCAAAGAAAUGGAAAAACAGAUAGGGUAUGAAUUCGAUUUUACAAGAGAAGCUCUUGCGAUGGAUAGAAUUAGAAAUUUUCUUAGUGAAAAUAACAAAAAGAUGCUUGUUAAAGUCCCACGGGUAAUCCGGGAUGUUGUCACAAGGAGGGUGUUGGUGAUGGAAUAUAUAGAUGGAAUCCCGAUAUUAAACCUAAAAGAUGAAAUAAUGAAAAGAGGAAUAAAUCCAGAUGGUAAGAUCGCAGUGGCAGCAAAGCAGAACAUCUUGAAAAGUUUGAGUCUUGCUUAUGGACAAAUGAUACUCAAAAGUGGUUUUUUUCAUGCGGAUCCUCACCCUGGAAACAUUAUCAUCUGUAAAGGCUCACAAGUUGCUUUGCUUGACUAUGGACAAGUCAAAGAACUUCCUAAUUCCUUGAGGCUUGGUUAUGCUAAUUUAAUUCUUGCUAUUGCUGAUAAUGAUCACAUAAAGGCAUCUGAGGGCCUUAGGGAGCUUGGGAUAAAUACCUUAAGCCUAUGUGAUAAUGAAAAGGAAGAAUUGUUUAAGCUGGCUCAGGUUAUGUUUGACACGAAGCUGCCACCUGGAGUGAAGAUGUUGCAGCCUUAUGCAGAGGAUGCCACGUUGAAGAAGGUUGCUGUUCAGGCCUUCCCGGAGGAGCUGUUUUCCGUUCUACGAACGGUGCAUUUGUUGAGAGGACUUAGCGUCGGUCUAGGACUGAAUUACUCGUGUGCGGAGGAGUGGCGGCCAAUUGCGGAGGAAGCUUUGUAUCAUUCCGGCAGACUAAAAGAUGAGAAUCUGAAGUCAAGGAACCGUCGGAGGCGGAGGUUUCUGAGAAGAUCGUCGGGGUGGAGGAAGUAGAGCUGGGAGCCACCGCUGUCUUGUUUCUCCGACGACCGUAGUUGCUAGUUAUAGAUCAUUUCGUUGGUAUUGUGUUUGAUGAACAUCAUCCAUUUGUUAGGAUGAUUAGGUCAUCGUUUUCUUCAUUUUGUCAGGUAAGAACUGAGAGAGUAAAAGAGCCACAACCGAGUUGCAGGGAUUUGGAAACGAUAACGUUAUAGUAACUUUGAUUAAUUUAUUAUUUAAUGCAUUCAAAUUCAU